This is a messenger RNA of Papaver somniferum (opium poppy), 1287 nucleotides long. RefSeq lists its product as uncharacterized. The transcript is spliced from 4 exons. The record is from RefSeq and is a predicted model, not a curated record. Bases 1 to 1287 code for a protein of 428 amino acids. NCBI's taxonomy places the organism in Eukaryota, Viridiplantae, Streptophyta, Magnoliopsida, Ranunculales, Papaveraceae.
AUGAAAAAUACCUUCAUAACUCUAAUUCCUAAGAAAGACACAGUUGAAGAAAUAAAAGAUUUGAGACCCGUUAGUUUAGUUCAUGGGGUGUAUAAAAUUAUUUCAAAAGUUCUAGCAGAGAGGUUAAAGAAAGUUCUUCCUUUAGUUAUUUCUUCUGAACAAACAACUUUCAUUAAAAAAAGGCAGAUUUUGGAUGGUGUUUUAGUGGCUAAUGAGCUUAUUGAUUCAAGAAUUAGAAGUGGCAAACCUGGUUUACUAGUUAAAUUCAAUUUUGAAAAGGAUUUUGACCAUGUAAAUUGGGACUUUUUAGAUGAAAUUAUGGACAAAAUGGGAUUUGGUUUACAAUGGAGGAAAUGGUUGAGAUGUUGUGUCGAAUAUGUGAGGUUUUAUGUGCUUAUAAAUGGGUCUGCAGUUGGAUACUUCAAAAGAAAAAAAGGAAUUAGGCAGGGUGAUCAUUUAUCACCCUUUUUGUUUCUUCUUGUAGGUGAAGCUCUUUCUUAUAUGAUAAAACAAGCUCAAGAGCAAGGUCUUAUCUCUGGUUUUCAAGUUGUUGAAGGUGGUAAACUAGUUAGUCAUCUUCAAUUUGCUGAUGACACCCUCAUUUUCUUGGAUGCUGUAUUGAACAGAGGUGGUAAGAUUACUCUUAUCAAAAGUGUCUUACCUAGUCUACCAACAUUUUAUAUGUCUCUCUUUGAAAUGCCAGUUUCUUUAGCUAAGAGACUUGAAAAAUUAAUGAGAGACUUCCUAUGGGAUGACAAAGGAAAGAAAAAGAUGCAUUUGGUCAAGUGGUCUGUGUUAUAUAAAAGAAAAAAGUAUGGAGGUUUGGGGAAUAAAAUUUUAAAGAAGAUGAAUCAAGCUUUGCUGUCAAAAUGGCUCUGGAGAUUUGCGAAGGAAGAUGAUGUUUUGUGGAGAAAUAUUAUUGCUGAAAAAUAUGGGAUUGAUGGUGUAGAAUGGUUAUCAAAAACUCCUAAUGGUUCUUUCGGUAGAGCGAUAUUUCCAAAUUUGUACCAACUCUCUAGAAAGAAAAACUACUUUGUGUAUGAAUGUUACAAUGCAGAUUCUCCAAAUUUCAAAUGGUCAUUGGAGGAGGAGGAUGUGCUGGAAUGGUCUCUUACCAGCAAAAAGAACUACACGGUCAAAUCAACAUAUGAUUCUUUAUCUAAUGCAAAAAUUGAGACUUCAGAUAACAACAUUUUCAAGUUAAUCUGGAGGUUGAAGAUUCCACCAAAAAUUGGUUUUUUCAAUGGACCAUUGCUCAUUCAAGAUUACCCACUAGAGAUUUCUUAA